This is a messenger RNA of Ceutorhynchus assimilis (cabbage seed weevil), 483 nucleotides long. The record is from the annotation of a GenBank genome assembly. NCBI's taxonomy places the organism in Eukaryota, Metazoa, Arthropoda, Insecta, Coleoptera, Curculionidae.
AUGGUCUAUUAUUCUUUGGCAGAGUCUGUUUUGAAUUAUGGUAUUUUGUGUUGGGGCUCAGCUUGCGAAUCAGUCCUGUUACCACUAAAAAUAGCACAAAAGUAUGUACUAAAAAUAUUAUUAUUUAAACCUAAGAUGUAUUCCACUGAUCUACUGUUUUCUCAAACCGAAUUCUUAAACUUGAGGCAACUUUAUUGCGUUAGAGUCAUACAGUUUUCUCUAAAUUAUAAAUUGUUCCAAGAUACAGUUAAUCACUCGAUACAAACUAGGGCGGUGACCGAAAUAAAACUUUAUACCUCUCUACAGAACUAUUCAACCACUCAGAGAAAUAUUUUAUUCACGGGACCCAGAUUAUUGAACUUGCUACCACUCGAUAUUAAAAAUAAACAAAACUUAACAAAAACAACAAAAAAUAAAAUAAAAGACUGGGUGAAAAUAAACUACACACUCAUAAAAAAAUCAAUAGUCUGGUUCUCCGAAUGA